Fusarium oxysporum Fo47 is the source of this 1574-nucleotide messenger RNA. RefSeq names its product cytochrome P450. The transcript has 3 exons. Lineage: Eukaryota; Fungi; Ascomycota; Sordariomycetes; Hypocreales; Nectriaceae. The coding region runs from base 42 to 1574 and encodes 510 amino acids. Gene Ontology annotation, molecular function: monooxygenase activity; iron ion binding; heme binding. The record is from RefSeq and is a predicted model, not a curated record.
GUUUGUUUUCUCCGCAGAUGCACUCGUUGUCUCUGUAGAUCAUGGCCCUUUCUUCCUUUGACCUGAGCUACGUGCUGUACGUUGGCGUUGCUUUUGUCGUCGCUCGUAUCUUUUACGACCUCUUAUUCUCGCCUCUCAGACGCAUUCCUGGCCCUCUUGCUGCAAAGUAUACGGACUUUUAUCGGGCGUUUCUUGCCACCAAGGGAAAUGUUGAUGGGCAUAUGCGAGCAUGGCAUCAGAAAUGGGGCUCUGCUGUGCGGGUUGGUCCAAAUACGAUCAGUAUCAGUGACCCAGAUCUGAUUCGUGUCAUUUACACGACGAGAAACCCUUGGCGAAAAACUAAUAUGUAUCGCCCCAAUGAUGUUGUCGUCAAUGGCCAGCGCAUGCAGAACAUUUUCAACACUGCAGAUGAAGACUUUCACACCAAAUACACCAAACCCAUCCGGGGAUUCUGGACCCUCCCCAAGAUGCUGGAGGCUGAGCCCAUCAUGGACGAGACUCUCUGUGAGCUGAUUACUCACCUGGACAAUCGCUUUGCCAGCACUGGUUAUGUCUGCAAGAUGGAUGAAUGGGUCGCUUAUUACGCCUGGGACGCAGCUGCCAAUAUUAGCUUUGGCCGCAACUAUGGCUUCAUGGAUCAAGCUGCUGAUGUCGAGAACAUCAUUGCCGAGAGCACGGCUGGGCUCAAGUAUUUCACACCCAUCAGUCAGAUCCCGUGGCUUGACGAGUGGUUGGAUAAGAAUCCUAUCUGGCGCAUUGGCCCUCGCCCUCUUGUCAAUGGUGUAUUGUACACCGUCAAGAUUCUCACAGAGUAUCAACAGCAGGUGGCUUCUGGCGCCGCCAAGCGUAAACCAGUGGACCUCUUCAUCGACAAGUACAACAGCUUGAAAGAGACUGUUGACUAUGUUGAUGACCAGCAGAUCCUGAACUGGCUUAUGCUCAAUGUCUUGGCUGGCGGCGACUCAACAGCUGGUGCUAUGCGUGCUCCUGCUUACCAUCUCCUGAAGAAUCCUUCUGUCUGCGAGAAAAUGGUCGCCGAGCUCCGUUCUGCCAACUUGACUCUGCCCGUUCCCCAAUGGAAGGAGAUCAGUCAAUUACCCUAUUUCGAUGCAGUUAUGCGUGAGUCUAUGCGAAUCUCGCCAGCUGUCGGUCUCAUCCUUGAGCGCGAAGUCCCAAAGGAAGGCCUCGAACUUUCAGACGGUCGCUUCAUUCCCGCUGGAACAAAAGUCGGCAUCAAUCCUUGCGUAAUCACUCGCGAUGUUGGUGUCUUUGGUGAAGAUGUCGAUACCUUCCGACCUGAGCGAUGGCUUCGCAGCAAAGGUGAAUCUGAACAGGGACAUGCUCAACGCAUACGACGAAUGCACGAGUGUACUGAGAUGAUGUUUGGACACGGCUCACGAGUUUGCAUGGGUAAACACAUGUCCAAGUUGGAGAUGUAUAAGAUGUUUGCUACGCUUUAUGUGAACUUUGACGUUCGUAUUACUGAUCCGAACCAUAGAUGGAAGUAUGAUAACUCCUGGUUCAUGUAUCACAAAGACAUCCCGUGUACUAUUAGUCGUAGACAGAAGUCGUAA